Molecule: messenger RNA, 265 nt
Organism: Drosophila novamexicana
Lineage: Eukaryota; Metazoa; Arthropoda; Insecta; Diptera; Drosophilidae
Gene: BomS2
Product: immune-induced peptide 2
Exons: 2
Coding region: 46-183 (45 amino acids)
Biological process (GO): defense response
Source: RefSeq, a predicted model, not a curated record
AGUUCAACUCAAUCGUUUGUGGAACAAUCAACAACCAGCAACAAUAUGAAAUUCUUCUCCGUUGUCACCGUUUUCGUGCUCGGCCUCUUGGCUCUGGCCAGUGCCGUUCCCCUGUCGCCCGAUCCUGGCAAUGUGGUCAUCAACGGCGACUGCAAAUACUGCAAUGUCCACGGCGGCAAAUAGACGAAUCGAACCGAACGAAUCCCGUUCAGCUUCCUAGCCUUACCUCAAUCCGUUGGCACCAUAUUUAUGUACACACUGCGUU